CUAAACUUGCAUAUCAUAAACACAUCUCACAUUUCACAUAUAUGCCAUAAAAACCUCAUUCAACUCAAUCUAUCAUCACCACCAUUAUCAUUAUCAUUAUCAUUAUCAUUAUCAAUAGUCACUGAAUAAGCUCCAUUUAAACCUAAUUAUUAUGGAUACCAAAGCAUGCACCAACAAUAAACCAGCUCUAGAAGUUGUGAUCGAAGAUGCAACAACAAUGAGUAACAACAACGACCUUAUUAAGAAGGUCGGUAUUUACGAUAAUUUCAUUUCCACCGUGUUAACAAAUUUCCAUGCAGGCUACUUUAGGAUAAGCCUAGCCUUAUGUGGUCAAGUCUUGCUAUGGAAAACCCUAGUCCAAUACACAAAAGACAACCAUGACCCUCAUUGGCACCCCGUCCUUUUAAUCCUCCCAUCGACGGCCUCUACUCUACUAUGGUCGAUGGCCCUAGUCGUCUUGAUCACCCUAUCUAUCCUCUACGCGUUAAGGUGCUUACAUCAUUAUGACAAGGUUAAGGAGGAGUUUUUACACCAUGUAGGGGUAAACUACUUGUUUGCCCCUAUGAUGUCAUACCUGUUAUUGCUUCAAACUUCGCCGAUUCUGGUUGUCCCAGACGGUAGUAUUUACCAACAAAUAACUUGGUGGAUGGUUGUGAUACCCAUAAUACUACUUGAUAUCAAGUUAUAUGGGCAAUGGUUCAUUAAGGGGAAACGGGUUUUGGCCAAGGUGGCUAACCCGGCUUGCCAGUUAUCCGUUAUAGCGAACUUGAUUGCGGCGAAGGAGGCUGUUUACAUGGGGUGGUCGGAGGUGGCGCUUUGCUUCUUUGCGUUGAGUAUGGCUCAUUACUUGGUGUUGUUUGUUACACUUUACCAAAGACAUCCCGGAAGUAACGGUUUUUCGCCGAAGUUAAGGCCGGUUUUUUUCUUGUUUAUUGCAACUCCAAGCAUGGCUAGUUUAGCAUGGAGCUCAAUAUCUGGGAGUUUUGAUGCUGUUUCCAAGAUGCUCUUCUUUCUAUCUAUGUUCCUCUUCAUGUCCCUGGUAUGUAGGCCAACCCUAUUCAAGAAAUCACUAAGAAAGUUCAGUGUAGCAUGGUGGUCGUUCUCGUUUCCAUUGACAACACUGGCUUUGGCAUCCGUGAAGUACGCACAAGAGGUGAAAGCUGGUGCAGCACAAACACUAGCACUUGCCUUAUCAGUUACUUCAAUGAUGGUUUCCCUUGCUUUAAUGGUGUUCACUACUAUCAAGAUUAACACUUUGUGCCUUACUACUCACCCUAAUCGCACUCCUAAGUCCUUUGCAAUGUAAUUAAUGCUACUAAUUAAUUGCUGCCAAGAGGAUGUGACUAAGAUCAGAGUCUUAAUUAAUGUAUAUACUUCACUUAAUAUGCACACUUAAUUGCUAUAUAGUGUGUGAUUAUGUGAUAUAUGUAUGCAUAUCUUGCAUUGAUCAACUAUGGAAAUCCAAUUAUUAUCCAAUGUUAUCAAUAAGCGUACUUAUGUAUGCAUGUCAUAUUAUUAUUUAUUCUUUUCCAAAACUCACAAAA
Messenger RNA from Spinacia oleracea (spinach), 1544 nucleotides. RefSeq names its product S-type anion channel SLAH1-like. The record is from RefSeq and is a predicted model, not a curated record. Bases 152 to 1306 code for a protein of 384 amino acids. The transcript is spliced from 2 exons. Lineage: Eukaryota; Viridiplantae; Streptophyta; Magnoliopsida; Caryophyllales; Amaranthaceae. Gene Ontology annotation, molecular function: voltage-gated monoatomic anion channel activity. Gene Ontology annotation, cellular component: membrane. Gene Ontology annotation, biological process: transmembrane transport; intracellular monoatomic ion homeostasis.